Schizosaccharomyces japonicus yFS275 is the source of this 975-nucleotide messenger RNA. RefSeq names its product FHA domain-containing protein Far10. NCBI's taxonomy places the organism in Eukaryota, Fungi, Ascomycota, Schizosaccharomycetes, Schizosaccharomycetales, Schizosaccharomycetaceae. Gene Ontology annotation, biological process: negative regulation of septation initiation signaling. The transcript has a single exon. The record is from RefSeq and is a predicted model, not a curated record. Bases 1 to 975 code for a protein of 324 amino acids. Gene Ontology annotation, cellular component: FAR/SIP/STRIPAK complex.
AUGUCAGCGCUAUUUAUUUUUACACCUCUUAAUGGCACGUUUUCGCCGAAGAAGGUACAGCUGGAACCGUCUCAAUCAGUGAAAGUUGGAAGAAGAACAAAUGAGUACUCUACACCGCAAACUAAUAAUCUUUUUUUUGACUCAAAAGUACUCAGUCGGCACCAUGCUAAAAUAUGGUUCGACAAGAAUACUAUGGGCGUUUACGUUCGAGAUGUCAAAUCUUCAAACGGUACCUUUUUGAAUGGAACACGUUUAUCUGCAGAGAAUCGUUCUUCGGCUCCGUACCGUCUCAAUUCUGGCGACAUUUUGGAUUUUGGUGUUGACAUCUGCAAUGACGAUAGUAUUGUGCAUAAAAAUGUAUCGGGAAAGGUGCAAAUUAUAAUCAGGGACCCAACGAAAACGAGUGAUUCUACUCGCCUCUUGUCUGAAUCACUGAAGGUAGACACACUACUUGUGCAAUUGGCACGACACUAUGAACAGUUUGUUUGUUUGAACGAGGAAUUCGAGGGAUUGGAUAAAAGCAUGAAAGGUCUUUUGGAACGCAUCGACUCCCCAUUAGUCGAGCCUGCUCAGAAACAAAUUGCUGACGAUUCAAAUAAAAUAAUAAACGAAGAAGAAAGCAAGCGAAACGACCAGAAAGACUCUGUCUUCUCCGUUCAUUCAAAGAAAACGCCAAUUGAAUGCGUGGCAGAAGUGUUAGAAUGUCCAAUUGGCAAGCAAGAUUUUGAACAACAGGAUACCGACUGUAAUGCACUCAUCAUUGCUCAAAAAACACACACGGAAACUGUGGAACGUGUUAAUACGGCAGAAGAUGUCGAUGCUAAUAAGCUGGAAUACUGGAAGAGCCGAGCUUUUUCUGCAGAAUCAAAAUUACACAAUUUCCAAACACAUGCAACUGCCAAUCGAUACUUAUGGUAUGCCUCUCCGGCACUUUUGGCUGCCGUCGGUGUGUUCUUGUGCAUGAAAGCAAGAUAA